ACCAAACCCAAUAAUUUGUGUUCUUCGUUUCAUUCUCUCUCUUCCUCUGUUCUUCCUCUCUCACAUACCCAUCGUAUGAACAGAGCCCAUAAUCGCUUUAUCAAUGGAGCUUCUGAGUUUCUUCUAUCCCUGCCCAUUUCUGUAUUUCCUCUUCACAAUUUGGAAGCAUUUCCAUGAAAAACGACACCAAGAAUGCUACAUAGUGAGCUACCAAUGUUACAAGCCGACAGACGACAGGAAAUUAAACACAGAAUUCAGCGGAGAUGUCAUUAAAAGAACCAAAAAUCUCGGUCUUAACGAGUACAAAUUCCUCCUUAAAGCCGUCGUCAGCUCCGGCAUCGGCGAACAAACCUACGGCCCAAGAAUCAUGUUCGCCGCCCGUGAAGAUUCCCCGACUCUCCAUGAUGGGAUCUCCGAAAUGGACGAAUUCUUCCACGACACCAUCCAGAAACUAUUCGACAAAUCCGGAUUCUCCCCUUCCGACAUCGAUGUUCUUGUCGUCAACGUCUCAAUGUUGUCGUCAAUUCCCUCUCUCUCCGCUAGAAUCAUCAACCAUUACAAACUCCGCCACGACGUUAAGGUAUUCAACCUCACCGGAAUGGGCUGCAGCGCUAGUUUAAUCUCCGUCGACAUCGUUUCCAGAGUGUUUAAAUCUCACAAAAACAUCAACGCCCUCGUUGUAACAUCGGAAUCGUUAAGUCCCAAUUGGUAUUCCGGCAACGACAAAUCCAUGAUUCUCUCAAAUUGCUUAUUCCGAUCCGGCGGCUGUGCGAUUCUCUUAACGAACAAAACGGCGCUGAAAAACAGAGCAAUGUUCAAACUCAAGUGUCUGAUUCGAACCCACCACGGCGCUAGAGAUGAAUCAUACGGCUGUUGUAUCCAAACAGAGGACGACAAAGGAAACACUGGUUUUCAUUUGGGGAAAAACCUCCCCAAGGCGGCGACGAGGGCUUUCGUCGACAACCUCCGUGAAAUCGCCCCGAAAAUCUUACCCAUUAGAGAGCUUCUCCAAUUUUUAGUCAUGAGUUUCAUGAAAAAACUAAAGGGUAACCGGAAACAGAGCGGCGGCGGAAAAACCAGCGCGGUGGAUUUCAAAACAGGGGUGGAUCAUUUCUGUAUCCAUACGGGUGGGAAGGCGGUGAUCGACGGAAUUGGGGUGAGUUUGGGGCUGGAGAAGUACGAUUUGGAGCCGGCGAGGAUGACAUUGCACCGAUUUGGGAACACAUCGGCGAGUAGUUUGUGGUAUGUUCUGGCGUACAUGGAAGCUAAGAAGAGGUUGAAGAAAGGGGAGAGGGUGUUGAUGAUAAGCUUUGGGGCUGGAUUUAAAUGCAAUAGCUGUUUGUGGGAGGUUGCGAGAGAUUUGAACGGCGGCAACGUUUGGGAUGAUUGUAUUGAUGAGUACCCACCGGAAUCUUUGGCCAACCCAUUUCUUGAAAAAUAUGGAUGGAUUCAACAUGAAGACAUUGCUACCUUCAAACUCCCUGAAUAAGGUUUGAUUUUAUUUUUAUUUUUAU
Cucurbita pepo subsp. pepo (vegetable marrow) is the source of this 1514-nucleotide messenger RNA. Its product is annotated as 3-ketoacyl-CoA synthase 12-like. Lineage: Eukaryota; Viridiplantae; Streptophyta; Magnoliopsida; Cucurbitales; Cucurbitaceae. Gene Ontology annotation, cellular component: membrane. Gene Ontology annotation, molecular function: acyltransferase activity, transferring groups other than amino-acyl groups. The record is from RefSeq and is a predicted model, not a curated record. Gene Ontology annotation, biological process: fatty acid biosynthetic process.